CUGUAUGAGAACUUGCUAGGAUAACUUUACAGAACACCGGUCCGGCUGAGGUACUGUAGUGCUCGAGGGAGGAGCAGGAGCAAACCGAAACUCUUUUAAUCUGCCUUUAUUAAGUAACACUCACUCUUGUUUCGGUGAAGAAGAGAAAAGGCAGUGUCCAUCUCAGCAAAAUAAACCCGUUCGGCUGCUAGUUUUGUUUUCAGUCUCGGGUUUAUGGUUUCACGAGCGGCUUGAAUAGGCGGCGCGCGCGUGCGUGUGUGUGUGUAACUUGGCGACACCAAACUGAGGAGCUCCAGCCGGGCGGGUGACAGCGGCGACUACUACUACUUUGAGAUGAGCUUCGAAAAUCCUCCACCAUACGCAGGCCCAGGUGCCCCUGUUCCGGGUUACCCUCCUGCCAAUGCUCCUGGCUACCCACCUCAGGGCUACCCACCUCAGGGCUACCCCGCUCAGCCAGGACCAUACCCGAACUACCCUGCUGCGCCACCGGGGCCGUACCCUGGCCAACCUGGCUAUCAGGGAUAUCCAGUGCCUCCUCAGCCAGGGUAUGGCGGACCGGUGUAUGGAGAGGCUCCCAAAAACACAGUGUAUGUCGUGGAACAGGGUCGGCGAGACGAUUCGGGAGACCAGGCAUGUCUGACCGCAUGCUGGACAGCUCUGUGCUGCUGCUGUCUCUGGGACAUGUUGACCUAAUCUGUCUUCAGCCGGGCGUUCAUCUUGAAAGACCUUUUUUCCUGCUGUAUUUAUGUAUGACUACUGCAUAAACAAUGCUCCAAUGAAAGAGAGAUGUAUGAUUUGUUUCAGGGAUUUUACAUGUUCCAGUUUUCACAACGUCAAUAAAUUCAAUGCUAUGCACUGAGACCUUUAUAGAAAUGCAAGCCUAGUUCAAGACACACGUAAACUGAGCUAUUUUUAUUUUUCAUUUUACGUAGCCAAAAAGCAAAAGCAUUGCUAGAAUUCUAAUUGUCUACAGGUAUAGAAAUGAUGAUAAACGCAUGCUUUUGUUCAGUUUAAAGCCAUUUGAGGGGUGGGGCAGGGCUAUUUAGAAAAUAGGAAACUAUUAUAAGAAGUCAGUCAAUGAAAAUUUCUUAAUGUAUACGAAAUAAAACAGUUUUUGAGCUUUUUAGAGAGUUUUAUGGAUAUAAUUUAAUUUUUUUCCAAUCUGUCAUAUUUUGUGUAAUGUCUCUGAAUGUAUGAAUCGCAAUGUAGUUUGGACAUUUUACAGUGUCUGUAUAAGUGUCUGACUUCACAAUGUAACUAAACACACCAUGUCCAAAUAA
Molecule: messenger RNA, 1280 nt
Organism: Neoarius graeffei (lesser salmon catfish)
Lineage: Eukaryota; Metazoa; Chordata; Actinopteri; Siluriformes; Ariidae
Product: cysteine-rich and transmembrane domain-containing protein 1
Exons: 3
Coding region: 334-693 (119 amino acids)
Cellular component (GO): extracellular exosome
Source: RefSeq, a predicted model, not a curated record